AUGAGAUCGCACGGACAACAAAUCUCUGACCGUUUGACCGUUGAAGUCGACUGCCACUCUCUGGGCCCCAGUGAAUGCCCCUCGAUGACCUCGAGCUUCUCUCCUUUGGACUCUCCAACUCCUACGCCAACCAGCAUCUACAGCCAAGGCUCCAUGGCUUCACCUGGGUGGCCCGAAUCCGGGCAAUAUCACCACAGCAUGCCCAUGGAGCGCCGCACUUCGCAGACCCCAUUGCGCAGCGCUUUCAAGAUGGCCGACCUCACCUCCAACGACGGCAUGAUGAACAUGCCCUGUGGUAACAUGGACCGCCAAGAGCAAAUUCCUCUUCCCGAGUACCUGCCCGGAUAUGACGACAACGUCGACCAGCUCUGGCUUCCUCAGGAUGUCCCCAAGACGUACCAAGAGUCUCAAUUUCCUUACCAGGCCCAGAUGCCUCAGUACAGCCAAAUGGCUCGCAACUACUACCACCGACCUCAGCAGGCUGGAUAUCUUCCAGAAUCUGCUUCCAAUCCUUGCCUCUCACGGCCAAUCUUCAACCAAUCCACCGACCGGAUGCCCAACUCCGCCUCAAUGAGCAACAUGUUCCCAUGGAUGCCCUCGCAGGAAAUGGUCCCGCAGACCAUCACUCCUUCGCAGGCCAUGCACUCUCCUAUGACGCCGCCACAUUCUUCUUACUCUGAAUUCCCCACCCACAUCCCUACCUACAAGGCCCACACUCCUUCCACCCCUCACCGCUCGGUCUCCAUGGGCACCCCGUCUGGAUCCGACACUCCCAUCAGCCGGAUGUCCCACGGCGAAUAUCCCGACGAGUUCCAGCUCUCACCCGUCUACCGCGAUGGUCUGAUCCAACGCCACCGCCAGCCCUCCCGCAAGCCUUCCAAGAAACAGCUCCUUCGAUCUACGCUCAGCCUCGAGAACCUCCCGCCGAUCAUCAAGCAGGUGCAGUUCAAGUGCAAGGAGCCCGGCUGCAAGGGCCGUUUCAAGCGCCAGGAGCACCUCAAGCGCCAUAUGAAGAGCCACUCUAAGGAAAAGCCCCACGUCUGCUGGGUUCCUGGGUGCCACCGUGCAUUCUCCCGCAGCGACAAUCUCAAUGCUCAUUAUACAAAGACCCACAGCAAGCGAGGUGGUCGCAAUCGUUAUGUCGCCACCCUCGACGAGACCAGCCCCGACUUCGAUCCCGACUUCCGGGGUCAACUUACCGCCGACGGACGCCCCAUGUACGGCACCAAGCUUGAAGAUGCUAUUCCUGACUGCGGCGAGCUUAGCGUCGAUGGCUGGGACGACUAA
Messenger RNA from Penicillium olsonii, 1287 nucleotides. The record is from the annotation of a GenBank genome assembly. Lineage: Eukaryota; Fungi; Ascomycota; Eurotiomycetes; Eurotiales; Aspergillaceae.